AAUACUCUCAGGCAGAUGGUGCCCAAGAAAUCUCAGAAAAUUCAAAGUCAAAUGAGAGCACAUUUGGGUCAACACAAUCUCAGCCAACAGUUCCAGAGCUGCAGUGAAAUCUAGUCCAGUCACAUAUUCUAAUUCUAUAAAUAUUGGGGGCACAUUGUUUCUGUCACCUCACCCGUGGGUGAAGUUAUAAUUCUCCUGCCCGGACUGCCCAAUCUGCCCGCCUGCCCGACCCUGCAGCUUGCUCUCUACCAAGUACCAAAUCGAAAGGCGGCUCAAAAUCUGGACUUGUCGUUGGAUCUGAGUUUCAAUUAGAUCGAUCGCUCGGUGUAUAGAAUCAUCAAAUUGUUAGAAAUCGAUUUGAAAUUUAGAAUUUCGUUGUAUUUAUACUCGUCUGGGGGGAAUUAGGGUUUCGUUUUAGCGGAGAUGGUCGAUCCAGGGUUUCGCAGAGGGCGAAUUGGUGAAGAAGCGUGAAAAAGGAGGGGUUUUGAAGGGAAUUAAGGGGUGAUAUUGAUGGUACUUGUUGGAAUUGAAGGUGGGAUCGAGACUGGGAGUGGGGAAAAUGCAAGGCUAUGCAUGGGAGGGGAGGUGAGGAGAGGAAACGGGGUCGGCACAUGUUGACAGUCCCCACGCGUGUAUCCGUCGCCGAUGGUUCUUCCUCAUCAUCUUCGUCUUCGCCCAAUUCGUUUUUCAAGGACGGACGCAAGAUCAGUGUUGGUGAUUGUGCACUUUUCAAACCCCCCCAGGAUUCCCCACCUUUCAUUGGAAUAAUUCGUUGGGUGACUCUAAGCAGAGAGAACAAGUUAAAAUUGGGUGUAAAUUGGCUUUAUCGACCUUCUGAAAUAAAGCUUGGCAAAGGCGUCCUGUUGGAUGCUGCGCUGAAUGAAAUUUUUUAUUCCUUCCAUAAGGAUGAGAUUCCUGCCGCAUCGUUACUUCAUCCGUGUAAAGUUGCAUUCCUUGCUAAAGGUGUUGAACUUCCGACAGGGAUUUCAUCUUUUGUGUGCCGGCGUGUUUACGACAUCACAAAUAAGUGUUUAUGGUGGCUAACUGAUCAGGACUAUAUGAAUGAACGACAAGAGGAAGUAGAUCAAUUGUUGUACAAAACGCGAGUAGAGAUGCAUGCAACUGUGCAGUCUGGUGGUCGAUCUCCCAAACCAAUGAAUGGUCCAACAUCAGCAUCACAGUUAAAAGUCGGGUCAGAUGGUGUCCAGAAUAGUGCCUCAUCCUUUUCUUCUCAAGUUAAAGGGAAAAAAAGGGAGCGGGGGGACCAGGGCUCUGAGCCUGUCAAACGAGAACGUACUACGAAAAUGGAGGAUGGAGAUUCCGUUCACAGUAGACAGGAAAGCAUUUUAAAAUCUGAAAUUGCUAAAAUAACAGAUAAAGGAGGGCUUGUAGAUUCUGAAGGGGUUGAGAAAUUGUUGCAGCUCAUGUUGCCUGAUAGAAAUGAGAAAAAAAUAGACUUGGCCGGCCGGUCAAUGCUUGCUAGUGUUGUAGCAGCCACAGAUAAAUUUGAUUGCCUGAGUCAAUUUGUGCAGCUCAAGGGUGUGCCAGUAUAUGAUGAAUGGCUCCAAGAGGUCCAUAAAGGGAAGAUAGGUGAUGGCAGCGGAGCCAAAGAUAGCGACAAAUCUGUUGAAGAGUUUCUCUUGGUUUUACUUCGGGCACUGGAUAAGCUGCCUGUUAAUCUCAAUGCUCUGCAAAUGUGUAACCUUGGAAAGUCUGUAAAUCACUUACGGACGCAUAAGAACUUGGAAAUUCAGAAGAAAGCAAGAAGCUUAGUUGAUACAUGGAAGAAACGCGUUCAAGCUGAAAUGGAUGCAAAUUCUAAUGUAAAUCCGGCUGUCUCCUGGUCUGCAAGACCACGCCUCUCUGAAGCUUCUAAUGGUGGAAACAGGCAUUCAGGCGGAUCCACUGAUGUUGCUGUGAAGAGCUCAGUCACACAGCUUUCUGUAUCCAAAUCUGCUUCAGUUAAGCUUGUCCAAGGAGAUAGUGUUACCAAAUCUGCUUCUGCAUCUCCGGGAUCUAAAUCGGUUCCAUCACCAGUGUCAGCAAGUUCUAACCUAAAAGAUGGACAGUCCCGAAUUGUUGCUGUUGGUGUCACAGUUGAUCUUCCAUUGACCACUCCAAGGGAUGAGAAAAGUAGCAGUUCUAGUCAAUCUCACAACAACAGUCAAUCGUGUUCGAAUGAUCAUGCUAGAACAGGAGGUGUGUCUGGGAAAGAGGAUGCGAGGAGCUCUACUGCUGGUUCAAUGAAUGUGAAUAAGAUAUCAGGUGGCUCUUCACGCCCUCGGAAAUCAAUAAAUGGCUUCCCAGGCUCUGCCCUUUCUGGAGUUCAAAGAGAAACUGUGUCAAGCAGAAGUUCAUCCUUGCACAAGAGUCCAGCUCCAGAAAAAUCAUCCCAACCUGGAUUGGCAAGUGAAAAGGUACUUGAUGGGUCUGCUGCUGAGGGGAAUAGUCACAAAUUGAUUGUAAAGAUUCCAAACCGUGGGCGCAGUCCUGCACAAAGUGGCAGUGGAGGUUCAUUUGAAGAUCCUUCAAAUAUGAAUAGCAGAGCUUCAUCUCCCAUGCAAUUGGAGAAGCAUGAUCAGUUAGAUCGUAGCGUAAAGGAAAAGGCUGAUGUUUAUCGAGCUACUGUUACUUCGGAUGUGAACAAUGAGUCAUGGCAAAGUAAUGAUUUUAAAGAUGUACUGACUGGAUCCGAUGAGGGCGAUGGGUCCCCCGCUGCUGUUACUGCUGAAGAGGACUGUAGGGCUGGUGACAACUCUAAGAAAAUUGCAGAAGUCCCGAAAGCUGCUUCCUCAUCAUCUGGGAACGAAAAAUCGGAUAACUUGCAGGAAGCUUCCUUCAGCUCUAUGCAUGCAUUGAUUGAAAGCUGUGUGAAGUAUUCUGAAGGUAAUGCCUUAGUUGGAGAUGAUCUUGGUAUGAAUCUGCUUGCUAGCGUGGCUGCUGGAGAGAUGUCUAAAUCUGAGUCCCCAACUGAUUCUCCACAAAGGAGCACCCCGGUAUCUGAGCAUCUCUGCGAAGGCAAUGAUUCCAGAGUCAAAUCACCUCCUGUUGAGGAGCUUGCUCGAGACGAAAGUCAGUCUAAUGAUGGUGCUGAUGACGAAUAUCAAAAGCAUGGUUUUGAAUCCACUACUUCUGGGGCUAAGAAUGGGGUUGUUAAAUCUUCUUCUGUGUGUGAACAGAAUUCUGUAGCAGAGGACACUAGAAAUCUUUACUAUUCCAGUGUAAGUAUCCAGCAUUCUGCAGGUCUCUCCCCAGAAAACAAAGAAAAAUCAAGUGAAGUUAGCUUAGCUCCGUCUGGGACUGCUUCCCCUCCUAGUACGGUUGAGAAAAUUAUGGAGGGUGAUGGUAAACCACUUCAAGACAAAAAGAUAAUUGGUGGAGUGAGUGCUGAUGGCAUUCCAGAUAUUAAACGCGGUGUAAGUGGUCUUUUGUCAAAUGGAAAUAAGGUUAGUGAUGUUAGUUCAAGGGUAGCAGUGGGGAAAGAAGCCAUUGAAGAAUCAUCCUUACACGCAGAGUUAGAUGUUGAUGGUAAGAUAACAAAUUUACGUUAUGAAGGAAUGGACAGCAGUGUACAGGCGGAGGAGAAACCAUCUACUUUAAAGAGACAUUCUGAGUUGGUAAAAGGAACCUGUGAAGAUGUGCUGCUUUCUUCUGGUUUUAGAAAAGAUUUGAUCUCAGGAAAAGCCAGUGAACUGAAGGCUGAAAAAGCUGAUGAAACAGAUGACUGUGGUCAUCAUAAUCAGGCUGAAAAUCAAAGAACUGAUCCAGAAAGUAAUGACCCCAGCCCUUCAAAAAAAGAAAGUAAUGAUCUUUCAAUUCCUGAGAAUCAAGCUGUAGGUGGCUCUAGUUCUGCUGUUACUGAUCACGACGAUGAGCAUGUGGAGGAGAAUUUGGAAGGUAAAGAAGCUAAUGAUCAACUUGGUGAACCUGUUCUUUCAAAGGUGUCAUCUGAUCUUCCAAUGCAAGAAGUAGAAGAACAUUUGAGGUCCAGGAGGUCUAAGUUGACCAGCAUGGAAGCAGAAGAAGCUGACGAAUGUACAUCUACAACUGCAGAUGCUUCUUCUGUGUCUGCUGCAGGGCUAGCAGAGGCAGAUGCAAAAGUGGAGUUUGAUUUGAAUGAAGGAUUUAAUGCCGAUGAUGGGAAAUAUGGAGAGCCAAGUAACUUGACAGCACCUGGAUGUUCAACUGCUCUUCAGUUGAUUAGCCCGUUACCUUUUGCUGUUUCUUCCAUGUCUAGUGGCCUUCCCGCUUCAGUUACGGUGCCUGCUGCAGCAAAAGGCCCCUGUAUCCCACCAGAGGACCUGUUGAAGAGUAAAGGGGAGGUUGGUUGGAAGGGAUCAGCAGCAACGAGUGCAUUCCGGCCAGCUGAACCCAGAAAAGCUCUAGAGAUGUUGCUGGGUACUAGUAUUUCAGUUCUUGAGCCUACAGCUGGCAAGCAAGGGCGCCCUGCUUUGGACAUUGACUUGAAUGUACCUGAUGAAAGAAUUCUUGAGGAUAUGGCUCCUCAAGGUCCUGCUCAAGAGAUAUGUUCGCGGUCUGACCCAACAAAUAAUAAUGAUUUGGCGCGUGAUCAAUCAAUGAGUAUUGCACCUGUUCGCUGCUCAGGGGGCCUUGAUCUUGAUUUGAACCAAAUUGAUGAGGCUUCUGAAAUGGGUAAUUACCGAAUGGAUAACCCGCUCCUGUCAGUAAAAUCAACUGGACCUCUCAAUGGAGAAGUUAGUCUUCGUAGGGAUUUUGAUUUGAAUGACGGACCUGUUGUCGAGGAGUUGAGUGCUGAACCAGCAAUGUUUAGCCAGCAUACCAGGAGCAGUGUGCCAUCUCAACCACCUCUUUCUGGUUUUAGGAUGAACAAUACAGAAGUGGGGAACUUCGCCUGGUUUCCUCCAGCCAAUACGUAUUCUGCGGUCGCAAUUCCUUCAAUUAUGUCAGAUCGUGGAGACCAGCCAUUCCCAAUUGUUGCAACUGGUGGACCACAAAGGAUGUUGGGUCCCACUAGUGGUAGCAACCCGUUUAAUUCUGAUCUCUACAGGGGUUCAGUGUUGUCAUCUUCUCCAGCAGUACCCUAUCCUUCUACUUCAUUUCCAUAUCCAGUCUUUCCUUUUGGGAGCAGUUUUCCUCUGCCCUCAGCUGCAUUUGCAGGCGGGUUCGCUCCUUAUCGCUCCCAAUUGUUAGGACCUGCUGCUAUGAUUUCUUCCAAUUACCCAAGGCCCUAUGUUGUUAAUCUUCCUGAUGGUAGUAAUAACAGUAGUGGUGAGAGCACUAGGAAAUGGGGAAGGCAGGGGCUAGAUCUCAAUGCAGGGCCUGGAGGCCCAGACUUAGAGGGGAGAGAUGUGACUUCACCCCUUGCCCCACGGCAACUAUCUGUUGCUGGUUCACAAGCCCUAGCUGAGGAGCAUGUAAGGAUGUUCGGUGGCCCCUUUAAGCGGAAGGAACCUGAAGGAGGGUGGGAUGGCUACAAACAAUCCUCGUGGAAAUAGGCAUGUGUAAUGGCAAAAUCGGGUGACUCAUGAAACCUUUGCUUUGAGGAUGGGCAUUUGCUAACCCCUGAGGUCAUUGUCUAGCCUGUGCGCUUCUGGAGGAUGGGUGGUAAGUGAGUUAUUUGAUCCUGUUCAUGGUCUCCGACCCCCUCCUCUUUGAUGUAUCAGUUGUAAUCUUAAAAGAAUCUGUCAUCUGUGGGUUCUUCAAGCUGUUUGCCCCUUAAAUUUGUUAUGGGCGGAUGCUGAUCCGCUCUGUAGAUAUUCUAACAGUUAGAAAACAUACUGUGUUGCCCAUACGCAAGCUCUGGUGCCCCUUCUGGUCUUCAAUGCAUUAGAUGUGUACCAUAUUACCAUUUUGCCAACCUUUCCAAGUAUCCAUAUUGGUCUUCUCAGAACAGAAGCUUCUGUGUGUGGUUUGUUGCCUGAGCUUUUCUUUUUCAUGGGAUGGUUUUGUUCUGAGGUUUUAUGUUGUAUUCUAAUUUUUGUUAUAUUUCAAUCGUCCACCAAACUCGUAGCUCUUUUACA
This is a messenger RNA of Prunus mume (Japanese apricot), 6002 nucleotides long. The record is from RefSeq and is a predicted model, not a curated record. NCBI's taxonomy places the organism in Eukaryota, Viridiplantae, Streptophyta, Magnoliopsida, Rosales, Rosaceae.